AUGGGCACGACUCCAUCCCAGGAUGAGCCCCGGCCGGCUUCCUCGGCGCCACAGCAUCAGAGGCGAAGCCUGCUGCCCCAGGGGGUCGUGGAACUCCUCGUCCCUCCCUUCAAGGUGGCCGCUGGGUGCGGUACGGCCGGUGUCCUGGCCGGAGUCGGGGCAGCCGUUGCCAGGGACACGAACCCUUACAUGAGCGGAUUUGCUUCGGGUACCCAAUUCUUUACUCUCGGAUACAGUUACUGGUUCGCCAGGACAGUGGCGAUUAGAUCGUGGGGAGGCGAGGAAGGGAUGAGACCCGUCGACAAAAUCACGGUCAGCGCCACGGCAGGCUCGGCGGCCGGUGCAGUCGCGGGCUUGAUGCGUGGCCCUGCCAAAAUCCUACCAGCCAUGAUAUUCUGGGGGGUUCUCGGUGCCGGCGGACAGUCCGUUGUCAAUCACUUUGGCUCCAAGCCCAAGGGCACGGGCGACAAAGAGGGCUGGCUUCGAUGGAUCCCUCUCAAGAAGCUCACAGAUGACGAGUACAUGGACAUGAUGAAUGAGAAGCUCUUGAGGGUCGAGGCAGACAUUGCACUCAUCGACGAGAGAAUAGCAGAGCUUGCGGUAGCCGAGAAAGCAGAGAUGCGGCGUCAGGACGUCUCGACGAGAAAAUGUACGAGGCUCUGA
Hirsutella rhossiliensis is the source of this 663-nucleotide messenger RNA. RefSeq names its product Beta-ketoacyl synthase. NCBI's taxonomy places the organism in Eukaryota, Fungi, Ascomycota, Sordariomycetes, Hypocreales, Ophiocordycipitaceae. The transcript is spliced from 4 exons. Bases 1 to 663 code for a protein of 220 amino acids. The record is from RefSeq and is a predicted model, not a curated record.